AUGCCUAUGUGUUUUAUAUGUAACCAAACAUUCAGUUUAAAUUCUAAUUUAAUCACUCAUUUAAAUAUUUUUCACGAUCCAAAAUCUUUGAUGGAGUUUAAAUGUUUGGAACCUAAUUGUUGUAGAGUUUUGACUACUUUUCACUCAUAUAAAAAUCAUUUGACCCAACAUACAAACUUACCCGAUGUUUCAACUUCUAAUGAGUAUUUGAAUUUUACUAAAGAACACAAAACUUCAGCUCUACACUUUGUCAGUUGCCCAGUUUUAAAUGAUGACAUCCCUUCAAGUCAUCACUGUACAGAAUCAAUUACAAUUAAACAAUUUAAUAAUACAUUGCGUUAUAACUCAAUAUCAUUGGCAUCUAAGUGGUAUAAUAAUAGUGUGAUUCCCAGAAAAAUAAUACAAGUUUUGUUUGAUGAUAUACAACAAUUUAAUCAUUCGUUUUUAUCUCUUUUAAAAAAAAAACUCCUCGAUAUUAUAAGUCUUAACAAUUUUGAAAUUAAUUUAUUUAAAGAUAUGUUACUUAUGUUUGAUUCCCUUGAAAAUCCUUUUUCUAAUAUAAAUUCUGAACAUAUGCGUUUUAAAGCUUUAGAUGAAAUGGGUGUUCUUGUUAGACCUAAAAUGGUAGAUAUUGGGUGUGGAUUAACCGAUAGAAUGAUGGGAGGUCAUGUUUUAUUUGAGCCAAAACCAGUUCAAAUGUCUGUUAUUCCUCUGAGAUCUGUACUUAAAAUAAUUUUGCAAGAUUGUAAUCUGUUUGAGAUAGUAAUUAAAUAUAUGAAACAAUUGGAAUGUAGUUCAAAAAAAUGUAUAAGUAAUUUUGUCCAAUCUCAACUGUGGCAAAGUAAACUGAAAGACAAUUCCCAAAAACUUAUUUUGCCAUUAUUUAUAUAUUUUGAUGACUUCGAAAUUAACAAUGCUCUAGGAUCCCACGCAGGUAACAAUAAGCUGGGUGCUGUUUAUGCUUCGUUAGCGUGUCUACCUCCUGAAUAUUCUUCCUCAUUAGAAAAUAUAUUUUUAGUAUCAUUAUUUAAAUCUAAAGAUAGGCAAGAAUAUGGGAACCAUGCUGUUUUUUCAGAACUUACUUCUGAGCUCAAAUUUUUAGAGACUACUGGAAUCGAUAUUCUUUAUAAUGGUAAAAUCAACAAAGUUUUUUUCUCUCUGGGUUUGAUUUUAGGUGAUAAUUUAGGUUUACAUUCCAUGCUAGGAUUUUCAGAGAGUUUUAUAGCUAAUUUUCCAUGUAGAUUUUGCAAGUCUCAUAAGACUGAAUGCCAACAUCAGGUAGAACAAAUCGAUAAUAAUCUAAGAAACGAAGUUAACUAUUCUGAUGAUGUUGCAGUUAAUGACCUAACCCUCACUGGAAUAAAACAGCUUUGCAUUUUUAACGAAAUUAACUCAUUUCAUGUCACCAAAAAUUAUGCUGUUGAUAUCAUGCAUGAUAUCCUAGAGGGUGUUUGCAAAUACGAUAUUGGUAUGAUGUUAAAAACUAUGAUAUAUGACUUGAAUUAUUUUACUAUUGAUAUCCUUAAUGACAGGAUAGAAUCGUUUAACUAUGGACCUAUUAACAUUCGUAAUAGACCUCCACUUUUAUCAAAUGAAUCAUUAAGACGCGGUAUAAUAAAGAUGUCUGCUUCUGAAAUGUUGUGUUUCACAAAGAAUUUAGCAUUAAUUAUUGGUGAAUUAGUUCCCUUACAUUCAAAAUAUUGGUGUUUAUAUGUUACUUUAAAACAAAUCAUAGACAUUCUUUUAGGAAAAUGCCUCAAAGUAGAAGACAUUAAACUCUGUAAAGUUUUAAUAAAAGAGCACCAUGAGUUAUAUAUUCAAUUAUUUAACACCCACCUCAAACCCAAAUUCCAUCAUAUGAUACACUAUCCUUAUAUUAUGGAACAGUGUGGACCAUUGUCAUCACUUUGGUCUAUGCGUUUUGAAUCCAAACAUAAACAGCUUAAGGAAACUGCUAAAUCAAUUACAUCUCGUAAGAACUCCCCUUAUACCUUGGCAUUGAAACACCAACUUAGUUUAGCAUACAGAGUUUUGUCAUCAAAUAAUAAUAUUAUUGAUAUGCAGUUCGGUCAUCAAAUAACUCUUUCGGAAACCACAUGGCUUGAGUAUAGUAAAGUUGAAUUUUUAUGUUCCCCUUUUGAAUUUUUAGAAGAUGCAAUAUUUGUUUCGUGGAUUAUUUUAAAGGAACCACUUAUAAUAGUAAUAAUAUGUCUAUUCUAG
Messenger RNA from Macrosiphum euphorbiae (potato aphid), 2220 nucleotides. The record is from the annotation of a GenBank genome assembly. Lineage: Eukaryota; Metazoa; Arthropoda; Insecta; Hemiptera; Aphididae.